Messenger RNA from Lachancea dasiensis, 477 nucleotides. The record is from the annotation of a GenBank genome assembly. NCBI's taxonomy places the organism in Eukaryota, Fungi, Ascomycota, Saccharomycetes, Saccharomycetales, Saccharomycetaceae.
AUGUCUCAAAAACUUGGUCACACAGGGCUCUCUUUUGCACGCCUUUGGCACCAUCUUGACGUCGCUCAGGAUAAAAGAACGUUAGGUAGAUUGGCAAGCUCGAUUGCGCUAACUUUGAUUGGGAAACACAAGCCUGUCUAUCACCCGAGCCAGGACUCUGGUGACUAUGUUGUGGUAACUAACUGUCAGCAGCUCCGUGUCACCGGCCGCAAAUUUGACCAAAAACAAUACUGGUCGCACUCUCAGAAACCAGGCCAUUUGAAGCAGGUAACGAUGCGUAGGAUGGCAGAAAACAAGGGCUACGGAGAAAUACUCAAGAAAGCUGUGAGCGGAAUGCUGCCUAAAAACAAGCUACGGAAGCCUCGGCUGGAACGGUUGAAGGUGUUUGACGGCAGCCAGCAUCCGUAUACCUCCAACAUCACCGCUUUUGUUGAUCAACAGCCCAAAAUAGCAAGAAAGGUGGAGGACGUGAAAUAG